CGUACUCGGCACCGGAAGGAGCAGCUGUGAGCGCUUUAGGAAUUAUGGCGGCCGUGGACAUCAGAGAUAACCUGCUGGGAAUCUCUUGGGUCGACAGUACAUGGAUCCCCAUUUUGAACAACAAUAGUGUCUUGGACUACUUCUCAGAAAGAAGUAACCCUUUUUAUGACAGGACAUGUAAUAAUGAAAUGGUCAAAAUGCAGAGACUAACAUUAGAACAUUUAAAUCAGAUGGUUGGAGUGGAAUACAUCCUUUUACAUGCUCAAGAACCCAUUCUUUUUAUUAUUCGGAAGCAACAGCGGCAGUCCCCCACUCAAGUUAUCCCGCUAGCCGAUUACUACAUCAUUGCUGGAGUGAUUUAUCAGGCACCAGACUUGGGAUCGGUUAUAAAUUCUAGAGUGCUUACCGCAGUACAUGGCAUCCAGUCAGCUUUUGAUGAAGCUAUGUCCUACUGUCGGUAUCACCCCUCCAAAGGGUACUGGUGGCACUUUAAAGAUCAUGACGAGCAAGAUAAAGUCAGACCUAAAGCCAAAAGAAAAGAAGAGCCCAGCUCAAUUUUCCAGAGACAACGUGUGGAUGCUCUGCUCUUAGACCUUAGACAAAAAUUUCCACCUAGAUUUGUGCAGCAAAAGUCUGGAGAAAAGCCUGUCCCAGUGGAUCAGACAAAGAAAGAGGCAGAACCGACCCCGGAAGCUGGGAAGUCUGAGGAGAAAGAGACUACGAAGAACGUGCAGCCAGCGGUGAGCACAAAAGCUCCCCCUGAGAAGCGCAUGCGGCUCCAGUGAGCAUCUGCCUCGGGCUGCCCGACUGCUCUCGCUCACUGCCGGGCCUCCGAGCUGGCGGUCCCUGUGCUGACGGACUUUGUCACAGCUCUCUCCUCUGUGUGGAAUGUGCUUAUUUUUUAAGAAAGGAUGUUAGUCCCAUCAUGUUUUCUGUGUGGACAUUUCUUAUGUAUCCUUUGUAACCCUUCCUCUACUGGACUUGAUCAACGUACCCACCCUCUUGUGUACUGGAAUGUAUACGUUUCAAACACAAUAAAAGUAUUUGUAUAGA
Molecule: messenger RNA, 1053 nt
Organism: Echinops telfairi (small Madagascar hedgehog)
Lineage: Eukaryota; Metazoa; Chordata; Mammalia; Afrosoricida; Tenrecidae
Gene: MED6
Product: mediator complex subunit 6
Exons: 8
Coding region: 45-785 (246 amino acids)
Biological process (GO): regulation of transcription by RNA polymerase II
Cellular component (GO): core mediator complex; mediator complex
Molecular function (GO): transcription coactivator activity
Source: RefSeq, a predicted model, not a curated record